AUGGACGACUCUAUAGACAUCUACGAGACGCUGCCGGGACUUUGUCAUUCUAAGACUUUGGUAGACAACAACCACCAUUCCAGCAAGCCCCAAUCCUUCAAUCCUGAGCUGGUCAUCUCCCACUGCUUCAAGCAGUUCAAGCAGGAGAACUUCCACCUGCCACCAAGCCGCCGCCGCAUCGUUGUUCUGCCUUCUAGGGAGGGGCAGCUGUCUGUAAACCCCAAAGCCGAGCCCCUGGCUCCUGCACAGCUUGUCCCCAGCUUUAAAGCCCUGGAAGCCAGGGACAUACAAGAGCAGCCAUUAGACAUCAAGACCUGGCUGAGCCAGAGGGUGGUGUUUCGGAAGGACUUAGAGUCAUUUGGCAACGUGGAGAAGUGGCUGAGGAACAAGCCUGAUUGCACACCUUCAGAAGUUAAGGUCUUACAGAGCAGCUACAAAAAAUCUGAAGAGACCCAACCGGCUAUUCCCCAGGAUGCUAAAAAGAAAGCUUCCUGGACUUGGCGCAAAUCAGUGUCUCUGCACCAUCUGUCCAGACCCCCCGCCCUGGCAGCCCUGUACGCCUAUCUGCACAACCACAAUAUCAGGAUCCUGGAGUUUUUCAACAAGGUGAAGCACCGCAAUUACCGGAAGUUGACCAGGGAGGAGUUCAUUAGGGCUCUGAAUGUGGUAGGAGUGCCUUUGAGUAUUCAGGAGGUCGAGGACAUCAUGCUCUAUCUCAGCUCUUUGGGGCGGUGCAACACCAUCACAUUGGAGGUCCUGGACAAUACCUAUAAUCAGUGGCGGGCAACUGUGCCAAGGAGAAGCCCAAAUGCCAUCAAGCAGUAUCACCAUUUGGCUAGAGGCAGCAAGAGUCAGUCCAAGAAGCAGAAAGUCACCCUACCCUCAGAGGCUCCAAGCCUGGAUGUGCUGGCCAUGCCCAGAACCACCUCACAGAAGGAAACACAGCCCAUGACCCUGGAGGAGGUGGAAGAUGCUGACAAGUGGGACCAAGAGAGGAGGCGGCUGCACACGAUCACCAUUUCCCCCAGUCAUUACUCAGAGCAGUGCCACCUGGCGCACAGUGGGAGCAAGUACUUUGAUGCAAACUGCCUCCCAUCCACAAUACCCGGAGACGUGGGGGAGCUGAUCAACAAGGUCCACAGAGAUGCCUAUCUGGUUUACCUGCGGUGCUGGAAGCUCUGUGAGUGGUAUGGCAUCCCACUGACGGAGGACAUCCUCAUAAAAGCCUUACUGUACCCUGGAGACAGGAUUAUUCUCCUGAAAGACAGUGUGUGCCCCCUCCGGCAGCCAGGGGGCUACUACUCUGACUUGAAGCUUGGUGUUCUGAACCAGUCUCUGCUCAGGCCCCAAGGAACCAGUGUGGCUAAGAAGACCAAGAAGAAGAAGAAAAAGAAAAUGAAGAAGAUGUGCUUUAAGGAGUUUGAGGAAUUCACUAGGAAGCUGCAGUCAAAGGGCUCCAGUGGUCAUCAGCCAACACACCCUAACUUCUUCUGGCCGGGCCACCUCCUGGACAAGCUGAGGCUGUACCUGCCCUCUGUGGCCACAGACCGGAGCCUGGCAAUCUUCAGCCAGGUGCAACACCAGCCCCCUGCCUAUUCAGCCACCUACCACCCAGACCGCUGGUGGCCCAUAUGGAACAAUAAGUACAUGAUCUAUGGCUAUCAUGAUGCCUGCAAGGUCUACUCUGACAGCUAG
Elephantulus edwardii (Cape elephant shrew) is the source of this 1695-nucleotide messenger RNA. RefSeq names its product EF-hand calcium binding domain 12 (gene EFCAB12). The record is from RefSeq and is a predicted model, not a curated record. The transcript has 9 exons. Bases 1 to 1695 code for a protein of 564 amino acids. NCBI's taxonomy places the organism in Eukaryota, Metazoa, Chordata, Mammalia, Macroscelidea, Macroscelididae.